ACCAGAUCUGGUUCCUCAUCCCUGAAUCAUCCUCUUCAAAAUUAUAAGAUAUGGAAGAUGAAGAUAAGACAGUUGAAUGUCAGUGUUCAAAGACACCCAUGGGGACCACUCACCCAGCUUCUCUGCAUCAUGAACAACAGGAAGAGCGAGUCGUGAACCUCAAGGGUGCAGAUGGAAAUGAGCCGACAGAAGACAGUAACCUGUUGAACAGCGGUGAAAAAAAGCCUCAGGACUCACCAACGGAACCCAGAAGCCAGCAGAGACUGAGGCAAUUCCUAGCCUGCCCUCCACGCGGCUGGCUGGCAAGAGUGGUAACUAAUGGUACCAUGGUUGUCCUUCUCUGGGCUGUGGUUUGGUCAGUUACCGGCCCCGAAUGUCUUCCUGGAGGAAAUCUGUUUGGAAUUAUAAUCCUCUUCUAUUGUUCCAUCACUGGAGGUAAACUUUUUGGACUCAUUAAGUUUCCAACAUUGCCUCCUCUGCCUCCUCUUCUUGGCAUGCUGCUAGCUGGGUUUCUCUUGAGGAAUGUCCCGGUCAUCAGUGAUAAUGUCCGGAUCCAGCACAAGUGGUCAUCAUCUUUGAGAAGCAUAGCCCUUUCUGUCAUUCUGGUUCGUGCUGGCCUCGGUCUGGAUUCAAAGGCCCUGAAGAAGCUGAAGGGUGUGUGUGUACGCCUGGCCAUGGGUCCCUGCAUCGUGGAGGCGUGUGCUUCUGCGCUUCUCUCGCACUUCCUGAUGGGGUUGCCAUGGCAAUGGGGGUUCAUCCUGGGUUUUGUCGUAGGUGCUGUGUCUCCAGCUGUCGUGGUGCCUUCCAUGCUCCUUUUGCAGGAAGGAGGCUACGGUGUUGAAAAAGGUAUCCCAACUUUACUCAUGGCUGCUGGCAGCUUCGAUGACAUCCUGGCCAUCACUGGCUUCAACACAUGCUUGGGUGUGGCCUUUUCCACAGGGUCUACAGUUUUUAACAUCUUCAGAGGCAUCUUGGAGGUGGUAAUCGGUGUGGCAGCUGGAUCUUUGCUUGGGUUUUUUAUCCAGUACUUUCCAAGCAGGGACCAGGACAACCUGGUGUGGAAGCGAGCCUUUCUGGUUCUGGGUUUUGCUGUGCUAGCUGUGUUCAGCAGUGUGUAUUUUAGCUUCCCAGGCUCAGGAGGACUGUGCACGUUGGUCAUGGCUUUCCUAGCAGGUGUGAGAUGGACUGACAAGAAGGCAGAGGUAGAAAAGAUAAUUGCAGUUACCUGGGACAUUUUCCAGCCUCUUCUUUUUGGCCUGAUUGGAGCGGAGGUAUCCAUUGUGUCUCUCAGAGCAGAAACAGUUGGCCUUUGUGUUGCAACCCUUGGCAUUGCUGUGUUGAUACGAAUUCUGACUACAUUCCUGAUGGUGUGUUUUGCUGGUUUUAACAUAAAGGAAAAGAUAUUUAUUUCUUUUGCCUGGCUUCCAAAGGCCACAGUCCAGGCUGCCAUUGGCUCUGUGGCUCUGGACACGGCAAGAUCUCAUGGAGAGAAACAGCUAGAAAGCUACGGGAUGGAUGUGCUGACAGUGGCAUUUUUGGCCAUCCUCAUUACAGCACCAAUUGGAAGCCUACUGAUUGGUUUACUGGGUCCCAGGGUUCUUCAGAAAUCUAACCGUCAAAACGAAGAGGAGGUUCAAGGAGAGACUUCUACUGACGUUCGGCGGAAGCCUGGGGAUUCCAUCACUGAAGCCUGAUGGACCACAUUUACCAUCCCAACCCAUCGACCAGGACAACUUUACUUCCCUUUGACUCAAAUGAAAAAUUUCCCAUGGAAACUUCAUAAGCAAAAAAAUAAGAAAGCUUUAUACUGCUGACAGUACCUCAGGUGUGUACUUCCUGAGAAAGACUGGAGGACGGGUUACUUCAGAAAGUGAGAGAAAGUAAUUUGGAAAAAUAAAACAUUCAUGAUUUUGUUAAAAUCUUGAUACAUUUCUUCUUAUAGUAUUAAAAAGUUCUCAUAAAAAAACAAUGUUUUUUUUUUAA
Molecule: messenger RNA, 1983 nt
Organism: Grammomys surdaster
Lineage: Eukaryota; Metazoa; Chordata; Mammalia; Rodentia; Muridae
Gene: Slc9b2
Product: solute carrier family 9 member B2
Exons: 12
Coding region: 51-1694 (547 amino acids)
Biological process (GO): proton transmembrane transport
Cellular component (GO): membrane
Molecular function (GO): antiporter activity
Source: RefSeq, a predicted model, not a curated record